UCAAUAUUUUAAUAUUAGCCUUACAAUAUUACUGCUUGAUUAAAAUUAAAAAUGAUUAAUUGCCCAGAUGCUCUUUGGUAAUGGCUUAUCAAUGUCGUGAAUUUAUAUAGUUUUAUUCCAUUUUUUUUUCUUCAAGUUUAGAAUGUCGCAAAGAUUGGUAAUUUUAGGGAAUCCAAUAAUGAUAUGGUAUGAAUUCAUUCAGCUUCAUUAAUUCCUCAAUUAUGACUGUUCAAUCUCUUACUAUACCACAGAAGAUCAGUGAGUUUCUACAAUCAGAUUUUUAUUUUGCCCUCCUUCUUUCAUCCUUUCUACUUUAUUUCAAAGCGUCCUGUCCUAGUGGUUCGAUUGGCCGACUGGAAUACUGCUACACACUCCAUAGUGAGCCGUUGUCAUGGCGACUCGCAGGGUCGCAAUGUGGCUUUGAUGGCGGUUUCUUGACCUCCAUAGUGAACAGACAGGAGAAUGACUUUCUUGUAGAAUCCUUCGGAAACCUGACAAGUUUAGCAUGGAUAGGAAUGGACUCGAGAGGGCGCUGGUUAGAUGGGUCAAGUUCUCAGCUUUUUUACAAUAACUUUAGAUAUGAGACGUUAAACACACAUAGUUGUCCAGUGAUUGACCUGGACAGAAACGGAAGAUGGAACGUCUCAAGCUGUCUAGAUUCUAGACUCGACUUUAUCUGCAAGAAGAAUAAAGAUGUUUCGGGUGGGAGAGACUCUCCUGCGCCUACAAACGGCGACGAUGGAGAAGAAUUUGAGGGAUCAUCGGGAAAGCCUAAUACCACACUCAUAUCCGUGCUCUCGGUGCUUUCUUUCUUCGCAGUCACCGGUUGCUGCUCGAUAGGAAAUGGCGCGGUGGCAAAGUUUUUUUGUAAAUGCACACUCGAUAUGCUGGCUGGAUUGUGUAGCUGCAUAAUCGACAUUCCGAUUCGUUUGUGCGGGUGGCUAUACGAAUGGUUAUGCGUUAUAGGACUUGCAAUCCAGGUAUGCUUUUAUCGAUGCUUUAGGUGUGGAGGCCUGUGCAAAAGGCAACAGGAAGGAACGGAAAGGGCAGAAAGUAUAUCAUCCUAUGAUUAUGAUCCUGAACCUCGAGGAGCGUUAAAUUGCUUUCGAUGUCUAAGGUGUGGAGGCCGGUGCAAAAGGCGACAAGAAGGAACGGAAGGUGUAUCAUCCAGUGAUCCUGAAACUCGAGAAGCGUUAAAUUGGCCUCCGCUAGCCGAAACGGGAACGGAUGAUCAAUCACGAGCCACGCCAUCAGCGCCCGCAGAUCCACACACAGACCCUCCUCCAGCGUAUGGGGACGUCACAUCUAAUCGUCCGCAAAGUACGCCAACAGCUCCACCGCCGUCACCGCUGCGUGACGACAGAACUGCGCCUCCGUCCUACGACGCAGCUUUGGAUCCAACUUUUGAUAUUCGACCUUCAAACAUUAGAGAUAAGACGAAAGCAGCCCCAUCCUACGAGUCAGUAGUUAGAUCUUAAAAGCAGUUUAUUACAAUUUGAUAAUGUCUUAGUUUUUAGUGGACGUCUCAUUCUAGAGAUGUUAUAGUUCAUCCAGGACCUGUGACGGUUCGUUCGAGUUUCCUUUACUCUUUAAGAGAGGAAAUUAACUUUCUGGGGAGUCAUAUUAUUAUGGAUCACUUCACUGGCGUAGAAAACCACUUUCAAAGAUUCAACCAAUAGCUGAAGUGGAAUCCACUAUUUUUGGGAGUGGAUUCAAUUCUAAAUGAAGUGUUCCUUAAAAGUAUGACUCAUCAAAAAAGUGGAUUCUACUUAUCAUGCAUCAAGAGAGUAGAAUCUUCCAAAGAUGUACUAGAGGCUGAAGAUCGAGGACCAUCUUUGGCCCACAAAGACCUCCAAACAUUGGGGUCCCAUUACUUAAAGUGACUCGGUAACAUUGCCUUAGAUUCUAAAAUAGAAUCCUGG
Strongylocentrotus purpuratus (purple sea urchin) is the source of this 1922-nucleotide messenger RNA. RefSeq lists its product as uncharacterized. NCBI's taxonomy places the organism in Eukaryota, Metazoa, Echinodermata, Echinoidea, Camarodonta, Strongylocentrotidae. The transcript is spliced from 4 exons. The coding region runs from base 189 to 1478 and encodes 429 amino acids. The record is from RefSeq and is a predicted model, not a curated record.